AUGGCGCUGCGCGUCGACGUGCCCGCCUCCACCGUGAGGCUCUUCGUGGAGCGCCCCGGGGGCGGGGCGCACCCGCGAGCUCCGCUGCGAGAGGUGGCCCAGGCGCUCGGCUAUGCGGGCCUGGGGGAGCUGCGGGCCGAGCUCGGCUCCUGGUGGAGCAGCUGGGGCUGCAGCGGCUCGGUGUCCGCGGCGGAGCUCGUCGCGCUCGUGCACCUCCUGCAGUUCAAGUCGGGCGCCGCGAGGGCGCUGGCCGGGGACCUGGCCGCCGGCGGCGCGACGCGCGUGGUCAGCCUGCCCUCGGAGCCGCUGCACCCGCCCGGGGAGGACGCGCCGGCGGCCGCAGACGGCGCGUCCGUGGCGAGCAGCACCAGCCCCGCGAAAGGUCCUCGGCGAGCCGAGAGGUCGGACCCGAAGGCGGCGGAGCGCGAGGCGCCCUGGCCGAGGUGCGAGCCGGAGGAUGUCGGCAUGGACCGCGAGGCGCUCGAGAAGUGCAAGCGGUACCUGGAGUACCGGGUGAAGAGGAACCACUUUGCCGGCAUCGUGGGCGGGGUGGUGAAGAACGGCAAGCUCGUGUACUUCGAGAAGAUGGGCUUCGCCGACGUGGAGAAGAAGGUGCCGAUGCAGCAGGACACCAUAAUGCGCCUGUUCUCUAUGACCAAGUGUAUCGUUGCGGUGGCCUUCCUCACGUUCGCUGAAGACCCUGCGAAUGGGAUCCUCUUGGACGACCCCGUGUGGAAGUACAUCCCGGCGUUCCGGCAAACGAAGUUAGCUCCUCAGAGGGGUUCGGUCAAGCCGCGCGACCUCGAGACUGCCUGGUUCACAGUGAAAAAGGACAACGGGAAGGUCGUGAGGCAGAAGCUGCCAACAGUGCCCACCCUGCGUCAGCUGCUGACCCACACUGCAGGCCUGGGCUACGGGCCGACGCUGGGCGACCCGACGCCGCCGGGAAAGAACGACCAUUAUAGAAUCUACUACGACCUGAUCGAAAGAGUGAACAGGGAGCAGGUCGCCUCGCUGGAAGAGUUCGUGAACGAGCUCGCCAAGGUGCCCCUCAAGGUGCACCCUGGCAAGUAUUGGGAGUACUCCUUUGCCACCGACGUGCUCGGCCGAGUGCUGGAGGUGAUCUCGGGCAAGCCGUUGGACGAGGUGCUCGAGGAGAGGGUCUGCGGACCGCUCGGAAUGUCGGACACCUGCUUCCGCGUGCCGCCCGAGAAGGCGCACAGAGUCGGUGCCUGGUACCAAAGGAAGUCUCCGGAGGGGAACCCUGGCGAGAAGAAGCCGGGGGCUGCGUUCACGCUGGAGAGGCUCGACGGCUCUGGCGCAAAUAGCGGAUGGGUGGGCAGCAGAGUAUCCAAGGUUCUUUCAGCUGGCGGCACUAUUGAGACACCGCUCUCUAUCAAGGGAGGUAUGGUCUCAACGUUUCGAGACUAUUUGCGGUUUCUGUUGAUGAUUCGUGGAAUGGGAAGCCUAGACGGGGUGCAGAUCCUUCGCAGGGAGACGGUGCAGAUGAUGAUCACCAACCAGAUUCCUGCUGCCACUGGUCGUCGCGCGGCCUGGGUCUUCGACAAGAAGGGGCAGGGCUACAACAUGCUCGGGCAGAUCCAGGUGCAGACCCUCGAGAAGGUGAGCAGCUCGACCUAUGCCAGCCUCAUGCCCGGCACCGUGAGCGCCGAGUUCGGCUGGGGAGGCUUGGGCGGGCCAGCUUGGACAAUCGACCCUCGGCUGGACCUGAUCGUGCUCUCGAUGACCCAGACUGCCUCGGAGCUAGACCACGAGGAGAACCUCAGGUUCAGUGCCCGCCGGUCCAUCCACGCCGGGAUAUUUGGGCCCACGGCAGGGCCAGUGAAGGUCACAGACUUCCCUCCCGAGGGCCACGAGGGCAUCAAGGGCGGCAAGCUGCGCCCGCCGAAGGCCAUCAAGGGCCAGGAGGGCACCAAGGGCAUCACUGUCACCAAGCCCAGCGACGACGAGCUGAGCACCUUCGCAGAGGCCGAGAAGGAGGCGAUGCUACGCCCCAAGUCUCUGAAGGAACUGGCGAUCAGCCGCGGCAACGUCGGCCACGAGGACGACGAGGGCGAGGCCAGCGGCGGGGCCGCCGGCGCGGGCGGCGACGCGGACGCCGCCCUCGUGGCGGAGGCCGGCAGCCCCGAGGCGCGGCCCCGCGGCGCCGAGAGGGCCGCGAGGGCGCCCGCGAAGACGCCGGCGAGGGCGCAGGCCGCGGGCGCCGAGGGGGCGGCCGAGGAGGCCGCCCCGGCGGCCGCCGCCGCGGGCGCCGCGGCGAAGCGGAGGCCGGAGGAGCGCGGGGAGGAGGCGCGGGGCGGCAAGAGGCCGCGGCCCGCUGCGGGGGAGGGCGAGGCGGAGCCCGCCGAGGAGGUGGUGGAGGGGAUGACGUACGAGUCCCUGCGCCAGGAUGCGGAGCGGGAGGGAAAGGAGCAUUACUUCUUCGACGAGUCCCAGUACAGUCGGCCUUCCGCGGCCAGGAUCGAGAGGGAUCUCCCGAAGGACUUCGGCCACUUCAUGAACACGAAGGGCGCUGACACGAAGCCUCGGACAAUGUAG
Messenger RNA from Prorocentrum cordatum, 2559 nucleotides. Lineage: Eukaryota; Dinophyceae; Prorocentrales; Prorocentraceae. The record is from the annotation of a GenBank genome assembly.